AAGAAAGGUCUUUUAUUUUCAUUUUGGCCUUUCAUUUUUUAGGACGAAUUAUCAAAGGCUAAAGUCAAAUAGUACUGCACAUACGCAAUUAGGCUUUAUCCAAAAACAAAAAGGAAAAGAUUACAGAUCGUUCCAGAGCUAUGACACUGUUAUUAAAAUUUUCCAAUUUUCCCAAUCAAAAUUCAGUGCUUGAACUCUAAUUUAAGGAUCUGAUGCUCUAUAUUCAGCUAGGGUUUCAAUAUAUUUGAUAGUACAGACUAUAUAAAGUAUAAACUGACACUAGUGUUUAGCCCUGGGGAGUAGAAAUUGUGGAAUUGUGAAUUGUAAUUGCACCGAUUGGAUUAGGUCAAUGUUCCGAAUGGAGAUUGACUCAUCGCCCGAGUCAAAUACGUUCACUUUUCGGGACCGUAUUCUUCAGAGGCUUGACAGUCUUGGAGUUCCUGCAGAGAAUUUGGAACAACUAGAGCCUGGUUUAGUUGCUUAUGUGAAGAGUAAUAAGUCUCAAAUUGGAGAGUUGAUCUCUGCACUUUUGCCUACUAAUGAGGAGGCAAUGGAGGUUAUUACAGAACAACAAAUAGAGUCUCCAAAAUCCACGGGCAGCUCAAGCGUUAAUGUUAAAGAUUUAUUCGGAGAAAGUAUGAAUUGGUUACAGUGGUUGAUGUUUGACGGUGAACCAAGUAGCGCGCUGGAGCAACUGGCAGACACUGGUCAGCGUGGUGUUUGUGGGGCCGUUUGGGGUAACAAUGACAUUGCAUAUCGUUGCCGUACAUGUGAGCAUGAUCCAACAUGUGCAAUUUGUGUUCCAUGUUUCCAGAAUGGGAACCACAAGGACCACGAUUACUCUAUCAUUUAUACAGGUGGGGGUUGCUGCGAUUGUGGAGAUGUUACUGCUUGGAAACGUGAAGGGUUCUGUUCCAAGCAUAAAGGUGCUGAGCAGAUACAACCUCUUCCAGAGGAGUUUGCAAACUCAUUGGGGCCUGUACUUGAUUUAUUACUGUCUUCUUGGAGAAAUAGGCUCCUAUUUCCAGAAAGCAUCUCCGAGCAAAACCCAAGAGAAAAUGAUCAUACUACUGAGCUCAAAACGGUUACAGAUGAGUUGACAUCUGCAGUGGUGGAGAUGCUAUUGAAGUUCUGUAAGCAUAGUGAAAGUUUGCUUAGUUUUAUCUCUAGGAGAGUAUCUUCUUCAGCAGGGUUACUAGAUAUUCUGGUGAGGGCAGAGAGGUUCAUGGUCACUGAAGAAAAUGUCAAGAAGAUUCAUGAAUUGCUAUUGAAAUUGUUGGGUGAACCUCAAUUUAAAUUUGAAUUUGCAAAAGUAUUUAUGAGCUAUUACCCAACUGUUGUGAAUGAGGCAAUAAGGGAAUGUAAUGAUACAGUUUUCAACAAAUAUCCUCUACUAUCAACAUUCUCCGUGCAGAUAUUUACGGUGCCUACUUUGACCCCACGCCUUGUGAAGGAAAUGAAUCUUUUGUCCAUGCUGUUGGGAUGUUUAGGGGACAUACUUGUGUCUUGCGCUGGAGAAGAUGGUAAAUUGCAGGUAAUGCUCUUUGCUUUCAAUUUAUCAAUAAGCAUGAUUUGGAUAAUUAUAUUACAUUAAGGAUCAUUGUUAUUA
Nicotiana tabacum (common tobacco) is the source of this 1609-nucleotide messenger RNA. The record is from RefSeq and is a predicted model, not a curated record. Lineage: Eukaryota; Viridiplantae; Streptophyta; Magnoliopsida; Solanales; Solanaceae.